Molecule: messenger RNA, 3886 nt
Organism: Marchantia polymorpha subsp. ruderalis
Lineage: Eukaryota; Viridiplantae; Streptophyta; Marchantiopsida; Marchantiales; Marchantiaceae
Source: the annotation of a GenBank genome assembly
GUGGAGUACAGUCAUCGAGGGGCUAGAGGACAAACGAAGGGUGCAGCCAGUAGAGACCAGCGGGCCGCUCGCGGGUCGGUCAUUCAGGCUGGCGGGGAGGAAAGGUUGGCAUAGACUCGAGGAGCUUGGCUAAAGACGAAGUGGCAGAUUGGAACCGAAUUCUACUGAACUGACUGAAAGAAACAAAGAAAAGAAAGAAAGCGAGAAAGAAGAGGCCGACUACUGACAGCGCGAGAGGAAAGCAGGCACCGCGCGACGCAGCGAGGAGGAGGAGGAAGUGGCAGUGGGGAGGGCAGAGAGUCGAGGAAGGAGAGGAAGGGCAGGAAGGCAGGCAGGCAGGGAGUCAUCGUUCUGCUAUCACCGUUGGUCGACAGCUCAUUGACAACAUACCCUCUCGGUCCCUACUUGACGACGGUAAUUGGGUCGAGGAUUGGUGGUUUCGAGCUUCAGGUCCCGUGCGCGGCACCCUACUGUCUGAAGUGUUGGUAGAUCUCUUGCCGGACCUGAGUGUAAAGGGCUUUGGUUGAGUCGAUUUGUUCGAUCAGCCUGGUGGAAUUCACGCGGUGGCAGGAUGAGGGUCCCAACCGGGUCGAAUUGUAAAUGAUCUAGACUGAAGACGAUGAGACACGGCCUAGGAGGGCGACGAGCUUCUGUUAGGACUUGGGUGAUUACGUGUGAACUAAUGGAUAUCUGGAUCGAAUCCUGAGUGGUCCGAAUUCAGGUUGUGGAGAGGAAGUAGAUGUAAAUAUGAACAGAAAAAGAAGAACAGAAGUCGCUUCGCAUGGUUACGUGGACUCUCGGCUGUUCUUGCACCCCGGAUCUUUGUAGGUGAGAAGUAUGAUUUAGGCAGUGACAGUAAGGUGUAGCUUUACGAUCAAAGGCGCGGACUUUCAGUGGUUGAAGCUGUCGGAAGCUGAGGGUGUUCCUUGAGUGUGUUGAUUCAACGAGGAAGGGAAGUUUAGGUCAGAGGACUCUUUAGAGAUCCAUACAGAGUUCACAGGGUCGCGGAUCAGAUUCAAGGAUGGCUGAAGGAGCUCCUUCGACACUGGUUCAGUCCCUGACAGACGUAGUGAAUGGCAUCACACAAAUAGGAGUGUACAGAAGGACGCAUAAAAAAGAGUGUGCGAAUCUAACACGGCGAGUGAAAUUGCUGGCUCCUUUGUUCGAAGAGGUGAAAGAGUUGAAAGGACCUCUCCCCGAGGACGCCAUCGUCUGCUUCAACGCCCUAGAGAAAGCUCUAUACUUUGCGAAACAGCUGCUCCUCUUGUGCCAUGAUGGGAGCAAACUUUACCUGGUCAUGGAGAUGAAGGCAGUGUCAGGAAAAUUCCAAGAGGUGACUGCAGAGCUGGCCCAGGCACUUGACAGUCUACCCUGGGAUCAACUAGACGUUUCCGUUGAAGUUCGAGAGCAGGUUGAACUCGUCCAUACACAACUAAAGCGGGCGAAGGGUAGAGUGGAUGUACAAGAUCAGCUAUUACAAGAUAUUGAAACUAUCUUAGACCCAGAAUGUAACGAGGAUCCGGAUGAGUCUGUGUUGGAGCGGCUUUCCGAGCAGUUGGAACUCAAAACUAUGACAGCAGUUAAGCAAGAACUGAAGGCUUUACAAAGCUUCGAUAGGGGUGGAAAUGUGGACGAAGGUUUGAAGAAGAUGUAUCAUAUUCUGAAACACCUUACCACAGUCGCGUCCAAGACAGACAACAUAUCGAGUUCCGAUCUCAAACUUCUCGAGUUUCAGAGUGCAGACAAAGCUCGGAAUGCUGCAGCUGCUGCCACUGAGAAAUUCUCCUCAGCCGAGAUGGCUGAGAAAUUCUCUUCUGCUGAAAUUCCCGAUGAUUUUCGAUGUCCUAUCUCCUUGGAGUUGAUGAAGGACCCCGUCAUUCUAGCCACUGGGCAGACUUAUGAGCGAGCAUGCAUUCAAAAAUGGCUGGACGAUGGGCACCGUUCAUGUCCAACGACGCGAGUACCCUUGCCUCAUUAUAGCUUGACACCAAAUUAUGUGCUGAGAAGUCUUAUCGCUCAAUGGUGCGAAACGCAUGGGCUCGAAGUGCCCAAGAAGAAUAACCGCCCUGGCAAACAUGGCACGCACUGCGCGGAUGUUUCCCCCGAUGCUGCCGCUGUGGAGGUUCUUCUGAAUAAGCUUUCCACGGGAAGUUUGGAUGAGCAGCGGAACGCAGCUGGGGAGUUACGCAUGCUUGCUAAGCGAAACGUGGAGAAUCGGAUAUGUAUCGCAGAGGCUGGAGCGAUCCCUUUGCUUGUCAAGCUUUUGUCUACGCCAGACUUGAGAACACAGGAGCACGCUGUCACAGCACUGUUGAACUUGUCAAUAAAUGACAACAACAAGGGAGCUAUUGUGAUGGCCGGGGCGAUAUAUCCCAUCGUUGAUGUCCUCAAAUCUGGGAGCAUGGAAGCGAGGGAAAAUGCCGCAGCUACUUUGUUCAGCUUGUCUGUUGUUGAUGAGAACAAGGUGACUAUUGGGGCGUCCGGCGCCAUUCCAGCUCUAGUAGAUCUGCUUCGAGAUGGUACUGCAAGAGGAAAGAAGGACGCCGCCACUGCUCUGUUCAAUUUGUCAAUUUUCCAAGGAAAUAAGGCCAAGGCAGUGAGGGCGGGUGUCGUACCUCCGUUGAUGAAACUGCUAGUAGAUCCUAAUGCGGGUAUGGUCGAUGAAUCUCUAGCCAUACUGGCGAUAUUGGCGACACAUCCGGAGGGUAGAGUGGCGAUCGGUAGUGCUUCUGCCAUUCCAAUUUUGGUUGACUUGAUUAGAUCGGGAUCACCACGAAACAAGGAAAACGCUGCCGCAGUUUUGCUUGCUCUAAGUAUGAGUGAUACGAACCAUCUAGCGGACGCUUGGAAACGGGGAGCUCAGGGUCCUUUGGCGGAACUCGUUCGAACUGGUACUCAGAGGGCUCGGCGGAAGGCAACUCAAUUACUGGAUCAGAUGAAGAAGCUAAACUUGGACAUAGCAAAGGAGAAUCAAUAGCAUCCAUCGUCUGUACGCUUCGGAUCCAAAUCAUUAGCUCCCCUGGUAAGCAACCUACAGGUAGUGAAGAUGGUCGAAGAUCAUUCUUCCGUUUGUGUACUCUAAAUUCAUCGCAGGUGCCUACACCAUUGUACUUAUAGGUACGGGAGAUCAAUCAUGAUGGUGGAGAUUUUCCUUGUCCCUUGGGUUUGAGGCUUGAUUCCCUCCUUACCAGGAACUUUGAGGACAUAACAUCUGCUCAAGACAUACAAGAGGUUUGUGUCUAAUUGCAGGUGCAAUUUUUUUCAUAACUGGAGAUUGAGGGUCUGCCAGGAUAUCUCCGCAACUCAAAGAGUAAAUUGCCAUGACAAAUGGCAUGUUUAGCUGGUUGGCUUCUACAGCACUCCGUGGAGUAAAGUGACGCUAGUCGUACAGUUUGUCAACGAAUUUAUAUCAUUUAAAAAGUGGUCCCAGAGAUAGUCGCCCUCCCUCAACUCUGAAUGUCCACAAUUACAGCUGUUUCCAUCGACAUGGCGUAAGCCGUCCUCUGUCUGUAGAUUUGAUGUGGACAGGGGAUAGCGAAUGAGAUUCUAUCCUGAAGUAGCCAGAAUAGUUUGAACUCGACUGCUGCCUUAGAGUUCCAUAUCUGAUGAGCAAGAAUAUUGAUCCUGUAGUUCCCUUAUUCAUUAAGUUUCGUUGUAGUCCCGGUCGAGAUCUAUAAAAGCCAUUCAAUUUCCUCUACUGUAAUUAUUUCCAACAUGGUUUGGGCUUAGAUUCAAUGUGGUUCAUUUCCCUUUUUAUGAUAGCGGCAACUUCUGCCAAUUUUUUUCACGUGUAAAAGUGACUUUUACUCUGUUCUAUUCAUUUUGCAAUAUAAAUUAAAGCAACACUGUUGCUCAGAGUCCACACUGUUUUGGAGACUUCGAACGC